AUGGCAAUGAGAAAUCACGUGAUCAGGAGCACUGAGGUGACUAAUGAAGGGAGCUGCAGAGUGAUGUGUUAUAUGGAGCCUAAUUGUGUGUCCAUCAAUGUGGGUCAUUUGGAAGGAGGAAAACUCAUAUGCGAGUUGAACAACGCCACGGAUGAAGACCAAUUUGUCAAAUUUCUUGUGAACAAACCAAGUUUCACCUAUUCAGCCAUAAUCGAGGUAUUGCUUGGCAUAGUACCAUGUGUAUUUCGUCAGAAUUAGUGAGGAGUCUGAUCUGUCUUUAAACUUAGAAGUAUUGUGUUUAUUUUCUUAACAGAAUCCAUGCAACAACAACCCAUGUGCGAACAGAGGCACCUGUCAGGCUGGAUUCACCAGUAAAGGUUUUCGUUGUCUCUGUCGACCUGGAUUCACCGGGGAAAACUGCCAAUUUAAAGGUAAAAAUGGUAAUGCUCUAUCACCAACGGUAAAUGUCGUGAGAGUUGUUAAGUUUUUUGGCCAAACAAUGACACCCCAUAUGAAUCACCAGAAAGCUUUGCAUUUAGAUUGUAUUAGUGGAAGCGAAAACGAGCGAAGAAAACUGAGAUUACCAAUCAAAAGUUCCCAAAGUGUUCAAGCAAAAGGCUCUGUGUUACCCCGAAAAUUGAUUAAUCAAUUAACAUAAUCAGCUAAAAGGGGCACAAAAGUGAAGCAUUAGGUUCACAACCUGGUUAGUUUGGGGAGACAAAACCUAAUGGAGAGCAAAAUUAUACUUAAAGAACUCAUCAUUACUUUUUCUCCUUCCCAGCCAAACGAAAUUGUGCUGAAAUCUACAAAUCCGGUCAAACAACUGAUGGUGUGUACACCAUUAAACCUGAUAACAUGUCUAUCUUUGAGGUAUUCUGUGACCAAACAACAGCUGGUGGAGGAUGGACAGUGUUCCAGAAGAGACUGGACGGCUCGGUUGAUUUUUACCGCCACUGGAACGACUACAAGCACGGCUUUGGUGACCUAAGUGGGGAGUUUUGGCUCGGACUGGACAAGAUUCACCUCCUGACCUCAUACAGUCACAACAUGCUGCGUGUGGACUUAGGAGACUUUGGUGGGAACACUGCUUUCGCUGAAUAUAACAGCGUUGUUGUUAUGAGUGAGGAAGACAAGUACAAGCUGAUCAUUGGUCCUUACUCAGGUAAAACAGCAGUUUCCUUAUUCAUUCUGUGAGAGGGGGAUUGGUUUAGGGAUUAAUUAUGGUAAUAGGACCGAGUGGCGUCCAAGUCGGUCUGUAAUCAUAUGAAUGAUUGACAAAAUCAGACAACUGUGAAGCGGGAGUCCGAUUUGUGAAUCACGAGUAUGAUUACAGACUGAAUUAGAAUCCACUCAGUCCUAUUACCAAUUAAUCAAAACUAUGACAAAAUUUGAGAAAAAAAAACUAGAUAUCUGGUAUACGUUAAAUAGGCGAGAUGCGAGAUAACAGUGCGCGCACAUGACGCCUUCUGUCCACUUACACAGGCAUGACCCGUUAGCUGUCCCUUUAACUGUCCUAUUACCCUAUCCAAUUACAAGCAUGACGUGCACACUGUCCUGUUAUUGCUCAAAUCGGGCUGGUGAUAGCCCAUUACGUUCGAGAAUUUUGCUAUAGUUUUGAUUAUCAAGAGUACUGAACGUCUCCGAAAAAAAAAAACAAAAAAAAAAGCAGAAAUAACAUAUUGUCUCAACCACACCGAUGUGCAAUUUCGACAACGCAUUAUAUAAAGGUAUUCACUGAUCAAUGAUGCCCAGUGGGGCCAAUACAAUUUUUUUAUAGUAGUAGUCACAUUUCACGGCCCAGCCUCUUCUUCAAACUUUCAAGCACACUUUGAGAAACAAGUUGAUGAACGACCACUGGAAGUGUAGUCGUCAUCGAUUUCAUUAUCAUUAUCAAUUUCAUUGUCUUUUUCAUUGAUAUUUUUAUCAUAAUAAUUUAUACCAUCAUCAAUAUUGAUAUUAUUAUUAUUUUUGAAAUUAAAAAAUUAAAAAAAAAAUUAAUCUUUUUAAGGUUUUCCUUGAAAUUAACACUUUACUGAAUUAUUUUUCAAUUCGAAUGGUGUUGUUUAAAUAGUAGGUGAAAUCUAAAUGAAUCAUUUUCAGGAACUGCUAGUGAUUCUCUCGCUUAUCAUCAUGACCUGCCAUGGAGCACUCACGAUCAAGAUAAUGAUGCAGUCGCGGAAAAUUGCGCCAAGACGAAGCACGGAGCCUGGUGGUAUCGCCGUUGCUAUGCCUCCAACCUAAAUGGCCUCUAUUAUCGAGAACAGCACUCUUCCGAAGACGGAGUGGUCUGGUAUUACUGGAGGGAAAAUUUCGUGUCUCUGAAAAGAACAGAGAUGAAAAUAAGGCCAACGGAUUUCUGACUUUCAAGUCUGAAUUUGACGCUUCAGGGUAUACCACGUCUGCUGAGCAGAUUUCAGUUUUUCUCGUUUGAUUGUUUGUUUGCCGGUUUCGCUUGUUAAGCUUAAGAUUGUCACGCACAUGCGCAUCAAUAGUUUUAAAGAUUUGUGGCACUCGAGUAGGUUUCUAUAGUGGAUAAUUUCUUCUCAAGGUCAUUUCAGAUCCGAUUUAAAAAUCCUAAAGUACGUGAGAUGGAUAAGGAUUUUUAUU
Molecule: messenger RNA, 2607 nt
Organism: Pocillopora meandrina
Lineage: Eukaryota; Metazoa; Cnidaria; Anthozoa; Scleractinia; Pocilloporidae
Source: the annotation of a GenBank genome assembly